CUUAGACUUGGUCACUUCGCAGUGUCGGAAAGCAGGUUGUAAAUCGUUCUGCAGAAUUUUCUCAGUGUCCCGUUCUUUUCCCAUACAGUGAAAAGUUUCUUAUUCCAUUGCAGUAUUUGAAUAACAACAACAAAUAUGAGUCAAGUUAGCACAAAAACCAGCAAAACAACUCGAAGGAGUAGAAGAGGUCCAAGGAGUAGUAUUCGUAUGGGGUCUCAAUAUGGUAUGUCUAUGGCAACUAAUGUCCGUGCUGCACCAAUUUCUCUGGCCUCUGGAGUGGCAGCACAAUCUUCCCAAAGAAGUGUUGCUGAAAUGAAAAAUAGCAGCCAAAAGGAAAAGAAAGAUCUGCAAGGUUUGAAUUGCAAACUUGCCGAAUUCCUUGAAAAAACACGUAUGCUGGAGGCUGAGAAUAAACAUCUUAAGGAACUCUUAAAUAGAUCUCAAGUUGAAUUUAACAUUGAUGUGAUCAAAAUAUCAUACCAAGAGCAGCUGGAGGACUUAAAAGGAAUCAUCGAAGACAAGGAUAAGGAACUUGCAGCUGUAAAGUCCAAGAAUGAAUCGCUUGAAGAAGAAGUCGAAGAUUUGACUGAACAGUUGCGCCAAGUGCAGGACGAAAGAGACAGACUGCAAGCGGAAAUCGAUGGAUUACACGAUGAAGUUGCCCAACGCAUUGCAGACAGCGAAACCAGCAGAAGGAGGACAAAUGAAGUGGAGAAGCAACUUGCAGAUUGGAAGAAGAGAUAUGGCAUUCUUGAGGCUCAAAUGGCCGAACUUAGAGCGAACUUACAAAGCGAAACUACUCAAAGACUGGAAUUAGAAAACCGUCUGGCGAUGCUGGAAGAAGAACUUGCUUUCCUCAACGACGUCCAUAGUGCCGAAUGCAAAGAAUACCAAGCAAUGUUAUCCAAAACACAGAAGGUGCCCGAUUUCCAAGAAACAUGGAAGGCCGAAAUUGGAGGUAUGGUUGCUGACUUAAGCGCUGAAUAUGAGGCUCAGUUGCAGGAAGCUACUAGGGCGAUGGAAUGUCGACAUGCAGAACAGUUACAGAAACUGAAAGCAGGGGCCAGGCCCGAAUCGGCUGCUAGAGUCUCGACUGAAAACAGGCGUUCACGUAUGGAAGCAAGCGAUAUGUCGGGUCAAGUAGGCGCAUAUGAAGGUCAGAUAUCACAGUUGAAAAGUACAAUAAGAGGUCUAGAAAUUGAAUUGGAGGAAGCCCUGAACGGACGAGCAACUGAUGCUGCGAACUACAACCAAGAGAUUCUUAGCCUGCGUUCAGAGUUGGAGUCAAUGUUGAAGGAAUUACAAGACUUGAUGGAUACUAAACUGUCCCUGGAAUUGGAGAUUGCAGCGUACCGCAAACUCCUUGAAGGAGAAGAGAGCAGGGUGUCUUCAAUGAUGACCAGUUUUAGUGGACGUCAAACAGAGGCUGAGUCUGCACUAGCAGCUGCACUCGGAGCAGCAAGUAAAGUGACUAUGAGUCGCUCUACAACCGGCAAUGUGGGCAUCGUGGAAUUAGAAACCGGAGGAAAAUACAUUGAAAUUGAGGACCUUACUAAGUCCGCAAGGAGCCCAACUAACAUAAAGAACUGGACAUUGACCCAAAGGCUAGAAAAUGGCAAGACCAACGUCCAUACAUUUACCAGUGGUGAUGUGUUUUCUGUUGGUAAAAAUAUGGUCAAAGUUUGGGGAUCAAAACACGGUUCUGGUCAAGGUGGCAUUGUAUCAUCAGUCGCUGAAUGGUCUUCAAUGGCCUUGGCAUCGACAAUUACUUUGAAAGACGACAAGGGCAAGGAAAGCGCUGUCCUCACGAUCAAAUCGAACGCAUGAACGAUGUAGUUUUCCUGCUGAACUUGUGUGCAUUUUGUCUCAGCUGAAAAGUUUUUGCUAAAGUUAGCACCAAGUUUCACGAAGUCACAUUUUUCCCAUAAUGAUAAUAAUUUCAGUAAAAUAAUCCUUCUAAAGUAAACUUCUAACCUCUUCAAAUUUUCUGUUUUAAAUUGUUCACGUGAUUAUCUAGAAUUUACGAUCAUUAAAAAGUAUGAGGAAAACAGUUUUCAAGACAAUUUAUUUUGCAACACGGCUACAGAAUUAUCAGAUUUUAAGAAACGUUUCAACUCGAUACUUUGUGUAAUCAUGAUUUCAAUAAAGGCUUCCAUCCUAGUUACCUAGGUGCUAUGACAAACAAUGUA
This is a messenger RNA of Octopus sinensis (East Asian common octopus), 2189 nucleotides long. Its product is annotated as 70 kDa neurofilament protein. The transcript is spliced from 12 exons. The record is from RefSeq and is a predicted model, not a curated record. NCBI's taxonomy places the organism in Eukaryota, Metazoa, Mollusca, Cephalopoda, Octopoda, Octopodidae. The coding region runs from base 136 to 1827 and encodes 563 amino acids.